Molecule: messenger RNA, 4849 nt
Organism: Pocillopora meandrina
Lineage: Eukaryota; Metazoa; Cnidaria; Anthozoa; Scleractinia; Pocilloporidae
Source: the annotation of a GenBank genome assembly
AUGCCAGAUAAUCGACCCCAGGAAUUAGACCAAAUAAUCAGACCAAAAUGCAGGGUUGUGCACUUUCCUUUGAUGGAACCUGAAAUAGGUACAGCAGAAUACAAAGGUGAGCAAUAUAAGAAGCUUUUAACCUAUUAAUCUUAACCAUUGCAAUUUCCUAAAAUUUGAUUGGUGAAUCAGCUGCUUAACUUUUUUCACUAAUCAUUCUGUAAGGUUGUAAUUGGACAAUGAGAAUUGUAAUAAGACGUUUGGCUGCAAUCAGACACCUGUAAUAGGACAGCUGAAGCAGCCAAUCAUACUAAGUUCUUUCAGUCCAAUGUACCAAUCACAGAAUUGAUCACAAUAAUCACAGCAACAGCCACUUAUCCUAAAAAAAAACUGUGGAAUUUUUUACUCUAGACAUUCUCUCUCCACUGGAGAUAUUUGUCCUUAAUGUAUUUUGUUGUUUUUGGAAAUUGUGAGGGUCAUGAUUUAUUGGCAGUAGGACUUUGGUUCGUCCAAUUCAGACGAAUCAACUAAGGCUUCACAGUAGUUAGAUUUUGUUUAUCACUUGUAUGAUUACUGAUCAUAUUGGACUCCGCUCAGUCCUAUUACCGUUAUUUACCCCUAUAAGUGAUUUAAACAUCCGAUGUCUCCCAACGGUAUCACCCCUACAUCAAACAUCAAGGUCUUAAGGUAGCUCUUGAUUGUUAAACAAAUUCUCCUUGUCAGCACCUUAGGAAAUGUGUAGAGAACAGUAUGGAGAAUAUGUAUACUGAUGUUAGGGUGUAAAGGGUUAAAUAAAAAAUAUUGCUUGGAGAAAUAACAUGAUUUGGAUAGAUAAUGAGGUACCUUGUAAGUGGCUGUUUACAGUUCUUAGUUUUUUUACAUUCUACACAUCAAGGUGUAUGGUGUAUUCUUCAGUGUACAUUUAGCUUUGAAAUAACUCCUCCUAUGUACUGUCCCAUAAAACUGAAAAUUUGUGUUGUAGUGAAUAACAUAAGGAUUACAUGUAGGUCAUAUUUUCCCACUGCAAUGUACAUGACUAACUCUAAACCCCCUUACUUCUAUUAUGUUAAGGUCAAUUGUCCUUGAUAUCUACAAAACCUUACUUGUCAUGUCAGCUCUCUUUACCAAUCCCUAUUUAGACAAGGUACUUUUAAGCAAGGAGAUAUUUUGUCUUUAACAUCAUCACCUUUUGUUGGACAGUGUAUGGAUAUUAUAGGGACAAAUUACUUCUUAGUUGUGCCUUGGCAUGAAAGAUUUAAUUCACACCAUGUAAGUACUCUGUAUCUCUUACUUGAAUCUACAAAUGGAUACUUAAUGACAUAACAGCAUUCUUUUGGACAAAACUUUAGAUGCUAAAGAUGAAAAACUUGAUCAGCCAGUGGACUCAACAGUGUCAAGACCUUUGCAUAUUGUUUGGGCUCACAGAUGGUAGGUUUAUGUCAAUAGAUUUUUACCUGGUCUUUCCUUAAAGGUAGAGAAUGUCAUAACCUUAAUUUUACUGCUCAUUAAAACUCAGGUUUUAACCUUUUAGACCCUAAAAUCAUAAUGCAUAUUCUCCAUACUGUUCUUUACACAUUUCCUAAGGUGCUGACAAGGAGAAUUUGUUUACUGAUCAAAAGCUUCUUUUAUUGGGUACUAUUUCCUUCAUUCUCAUGACCUUAAUGUGUAAUUCAGGGGUGAUAUUGUAGGAGAAAUUAGAUUUUAGUCACUCUUUUGGGUUUGAAGGGUUAAACAAGAGCCCAUUAGUAGCAGUCUAGUGCUGCCUAUAGGACCUCUCACUGCCUCUGUUUAGGCUCUCAUGUUUGGGUUUUGCCUUACAUCACAGUGACCUAUUGUGCCAAUUUGGUACAUGUAAUUGCCUAUAGAAGAAAAUUACUGAAAUAUUGAGUGUUCAUCUGCAUGUACUCUGAAUUUUCAAAUUACAAAAUGUUGUGGGGGUAUAGACAGAUAAUAUGUUGAAUCAGUAGUUCAGUACUCAGAAAUACUUUUGAAGUACCAAUGUGUGCACUGUGUCCUCUACAUAUCUGUGGUGGCUAUAUUCGUUCUCAUUGCAAGUGAAACUGCAAAUAGGCUGUAUGCAUUGAUGUUUUUUUCUAGGUGUUCCUACAUGUAUUACUAUACCAAACUUUGGGUAGCUAGAUUUAAUUAACAAAACUACUUAAAGUAUUAGAGUCUCUAUGGAUCUUAAUUUACAUCUGAAUUAGAUAACCAUAUUAACUAGUUAAAAGGUAGCUGAUUGGUUAAAUUUGUACAAACCAGUUCAUACCAGAUUCUUUUUUGGUGUUCCAAAAAGUUUUAGCUAGUGUUAUUUUUGGCUGCUUUGUACAAAGAUAUGGGUAGGAAUAACAAAAUCAUAAUAUACAGAGCACCUAGGGGUCAAAAAGCAAAUCUUGUAAUCCAGUAUUACUGUACAUUUAUUUUGACUUCUUGUACUAAAAAAAUGUUAUACCAAGCACACUUCUUAACACUAGCUAUAAAGGCCAGUGUACAAGUUGGAUUUAUUUAGUUUGUUUUAGUUAUUGUUUUUAUUGGUGUUAUUAGGGAACAUGACAAAGGUCCUGAGUUGUUCUUUCGCACCCUGUAUCAGUUGGCUGAGCAAGGAUUGGAUUUCAAGGUUUCUGUAUUAGGAGAAACAUUCUCUGAAGCUCCAGGUAUUUGUGUCACAAUAGUACACUGCACCCAAUCCAUAUCAGUGGGUGAACAUACAUGUAUGACUCAGUCGUUGUGAGAAGGUGGUAGUUGGCAGAAACCUUCCCAUUAUCAGACCAGACCUGCUCAAAGCAGAAAAUAAGUAUUUUUCAACAUUUUCUAACAUCAAUGUUUUGCAAAAAAAAGUUACCCAGAAUGCUGGUCCCCCAGAAUGCUUAGUGUCCCAGAAUGCUCCGUGUCCCGGAAUGCUAGAAAUCACAACUCAAAGUUUGAAUUUGUCCUUGGGCCUCCAGGACUAGAAAGGGCCUGUUGCUACGUUAGAGUAAUUCAAGUCAGCCAACUAAUCAGUUCAGAUCAUGCAUUUAUUACAUAUUCUAAUGAAAGCCCUGUAAGUGGACAUGACUCGUUAGUGAGUUGAUUACCUCUACAAUUUGAGGAUGAGCAGGUAGGGUAAGAGGAACCCCUCAUCUGUCUGUCAUUGGUUGAACAGUGUUUUCCAUACACUGAGAGACUUCAGGCUUGAGGCUGUGUGCUAUAGAUUGUCUUUGAGAUUUUAUCCAUUCUAGGCCCCACCUAGCUUGAGCUAUUGAUGAAUAUGCUGGCUUAGAACAGGAGAUCAAAAUCUGAAAAAUUUAAAAGCUAUGGGUACUCGUGAAACACUCAGAAUUGUCUUGAGAAAGGGAUAAACAUUUUGUUGGAACUUAUUAUUAUAAUUUAUAUGCCAUCCCUAUCAUAACACACCAGGUAUUUUUGAGGAAGCUUGUAGACGAAUCCAUGAUCAUAUUCUUCACUGGGGUUAUCAGGAAUCUCGCAAGGUAUAUAUCUCCAUACUGAAGGCUGCUGAUGUAGCAGUGUCCACUGCAGAACAUGAAUUUUUCGGUGUAUCGAUGUAAGUUUCUAUGAAUUGAAUAUGUUGUUGUAGUUGUAGUUGUUGUUUUGAGACUAACUGUAAUUUAAGCAAGGUUAAACCCAAAUCAAUUCAGGGCUUUCACUGACGUGAUAUGGAGAAGCUCCAGGGAGGUUUGAAAAGGGAUUGCCAUGUGCUUUUUUACAAGUUGCUGAGCUGCUUUGCUUGCUCUAUGUCCCUCCCCUCCCCUCCCCUCCCCUUUAUAGAAUUAAAAACAACUCUUUACUCCCUAUCAUCAGUGUGCAAGUUCUCCUUACUGAUCUCUACAGAUUUCUUAUAAUACUUACGAGGAGAAGUUGUCCAACAAUCAAGAGCCUCUUGAGUUCACGAUCAUUACCUUUAUUCUCAUGGCCUUAACGUUUGAUUCAGGGGUGAUAUUGUUGGGAAAAAUAAGAUGCCCAUCACUCUUAGGGAAAAAAUUUAAAUAGGGUUUCAUGCGAGUAAUACAGUCAAUUGUGGCUGCCGUGUCGUUCUAACAUUUGUGUUCGAUGAAUACAGUUUCAUUUUACCGUAAAAAUGCGAGGAAAAAUUCGGGAUCAGAGCCAGUAUCCACGUAAUCUGGACUCCGCUUUUUCCAGGUUUCAUUGUGCCCACCAUUCAGUGUUAUGGUUCGUCCUGAUACUGAACACUACUGUUUCCAAAUUCCUCUCUAUCUGCGUUCCAAGGUUUCAAGUUUUCCAUACCGAAUGGUCAGAGAUGGGUGGAGAAGAGGCGGGCAAAUUUAUAACGGAUAGAAUCUGUAUGAAAUUGGGAUUCGUGGCAUUAGUUGACCUUCUUACCGUUCGAGACAAUGGUAACCUUUGUUGAACUGGACAGGAAAUAAAAGUUUUUGAUUGUAAUUCGUGAACAGGAUAGAUGAAUACUGUUACAUACCGAGAUUCUUUUUAACAAAGUUAAAUGUAGCGGUGAUUAUUUUAAAAUCAUAAUUUUUCUUUUUAGGUUAGAGGCUGUGCAAUAUGGUUGUUAUCCACUUUGUCCAAACAAGUUAGUUUAUCCUGAAAUAUUUCCUUGUGAGUAGAUACGCCGUUUAUUAAUCUAUUCCGUGCACCUCAUUGUUGGAAAGUAUAUCCACAUUUAACUAGAAUAAUAUUAUAUGUUAGAAUUUUAAAGCUAUGAUUCAGCAUCAGUUUUACGUGAAAAGCCGAGGGACAAAAUACGAAUUUUAUGUGACUUUGAUCAUUUGUCUUCUUUUCCUUUCCAGCAGAGUAUUUGUACUCAACACCUCAACAGUUAUCCAAGAAGCUACGAUACUUCUGUAGAAAUCCAAGACACGUGAGAUCUCACAACGUCGCAGUAAGUCAUUAA